UCAGAGUACAACCUUUUCCUUAAUAGAUCAUUUCGGCAGAACAUUACAUGUCAUGCGUCCACGUUACAAAUGAACACAUGAGCGCAUUUGAACACGUUUUGCCGCGCAGCUGGGAAUUACGGUCAAGCGGCUCGUGCAAUCGCGCAAACUUCCUCCACAGUUUUCAUGGGAGUCAUAUAGGAUUGUCAUUUUCUCGAAAGUAGUAACCAAAUAAUGUUCAAAUUGAGAGCAUAUACCUCGUUGACAAUAAAGACAAAAUUACACAAAGAGCAUUUAGGUUUGUUAUGAUUACAUUGACUUUUGAAGUGCCCAAAUUAAUAGUUGACGUCUUUUCCGUUGUUUUGUUUUUAUUCUGACCGGAAGUCGGAUUGCUAUAAAUUGAUGUGAUUUGGAGAGAAAUGUUUAUACACUUCAAAUAAAAGUCUUAUUGGCGUUGCUUAACGCUAGUUGGAUCAUUGCUACAAACUGGGUGUUAGCAAGAAUACAACAGAAACGUAUGACGAAACAGUCCAGGAUCAAUGUUAAGGACGCAGCUACGUUAGGGAUAAUCAGUUAGCUGUCUUGGCUAACGUUAGCUUCAUGUAGUUGCCCAGUAAUAUCUACUCGUUAAUCUCGUAACGUUUCAAACGUUAACGUGGGCGGAAUCACACAUUAACAUUAUAGACAUUUACCCGUGUUUAUGCACCGCAGUCAUCCCGUCUUACCCUGCGUCAGGAAUGGAUGCUACUCAGAUGAUCAGUGACUCAAACUUGGAUUCAGAUGAGGAGGAAAAUGAAGACAAGAAUGAAAAUGAGAGGGGGCGACCAUUGGCUAAACUGUGCAUCUUAAAAAAUGAGCAAGUCCCUGAGGCAGAGUUGCCCUUGUUUUUGGGGGAUAAUGUGCUGGGCCGUGACCCCAACACCUGCACCCUGCCCUUGCCAGCACCCUCAAUAUCCAAGCAGCACGCUACCAUCGGCAUCUCUGUCUACCGUAGAAGAGGUUGUCACAGUGAAGUGGAUAUGGAAGCUUUGGUCUGGGACCUUGGGAGCAUGAAUGGGACCCGCAAAGGCCGCUUAAAGCUGACUCCUAAUGUACGCUAUGCCCUCAGUGAUGGUGACAGUUUGGUGGUGGCAGACAUCCCAUGUCAGUAUGUCAGCUGUACUGUAAACAGGGUAUCUUCUCAAGGGGACAUGAGGACUCCUGUGAGCAGGAAUUCGGGGGUAAAGGCCAGGUUGCCAGAUGCCUCGGGAGAAAAGGGAGGUGACAAAAGCACAGGCGGCAAGAAAUGUUUCAAUGUUGGUGCAAAGGCUAAGGUGUCAUUUACAAAGACUCCUGUCAGAACCAGUUGCCUGUCCUUUGAGCAAACUCCAACCCAGCCACAGGGGACCCUGGUCCCAGAAUCUGAGUCAGACUCAGAUGGAGAAAGAGGGGGAGGAGGAGACCGACGGCGCAAGGCAUUAGUGUCUGAUUCUGACUCCCAUAAAUCUAGUCCCACUUGUUCUACAUUCUUGAGUCCCACACACAAAAUCAUCCCUGAAAGUGAGGACGAAAGUCCAAUCACACCAUCUUCCUCGAAUAUAAAUAGACCUUACAGACAUGUCAGCUUCAACAAGGAGGAGACAGAAGUAGAUGUGGGAGGACAGCGGCUGGAGGAAAAAAAAGCAUCUGCAAUUGUGGACGACAGUGAAGAAGAGGAAGGAAUGGAUGAAGAAAGAGCAGCACCAGAAGGGACAAAGUCUGAGAAAAGUGGACGACAUGUGCCAGUGAAACAUGAAAGCAAUGUCAGUCUAAUGGGAGAAGAUGAAUUGCCUGUUUCUACACCAGCUCUCUCCACAGAUGCGAUCCCUGCAUUUAACAUGGACAGCGAUACUGAUAUGGAAGGAGAGGAGGAAGGGGAGGCCUCUGAGGCUCCUGUGACCUUGAACACAAACCAAGUCGAUCAGCCACCAAACACAGCCCAGUUUCACAAGGACAUUGAUACAGAUGUCGAUGAGGAUGAAGAUGCAUUAGACAGAGCUCCUAAAACUGUGCCUUCCUCUGAUGACAACACCAAACCUCCUCAUGUUAAUUCAGUUAUUCAGCCUGAGGGAAUCACUGUGGACAGUGACACUGAUGUGGAUGACGGUGCUUCUGUGUCAGACGCUGCCACAAAAGCAAAACCCAUUUCAUUUCAGAGUGCAAACACAGCUGACACUGCCCCUUGCUCCAAACAGCCGAAAGAUUUCCACCUAGGCAGUGACACAGAUGUUGAUGAGGAAGAAGGACGAGAAUGUGGAACAAAUAAAUCAAGCUCUAAAAUAGAUGAAACUCCCACUAGAAUAGAUAUAAAGCCAACUUGUCCUGAAUCCGCCCCUGCUGCUCCUCAUAGCCUACAUGUAGAUAUUGACACAGAUGAUGAAGCGAUCCCUGCCCCUGCCCUCAGUCAACCCCUGGUGGUGUUUGCUGCCACAGAAUCAUGCACCGCUGCAAAUCGAGGGACCGAUAUUCUGUCUGACAGUGACACAGAUGUGGAAGACAAUUGUCCUUUGGUUAUACCUGUUGCUGUCACAACCUUGUUAGUCUCUCCCCGUACCAUGUCAGAAGCUCUUGAGUCAGAUUCUGGUGCAGACACAGAUGUGGAUGGAUCCAGCAUGCCCCCUGCAGGGGAUGGGGUCAGUCCAACUGACCUUAGAGUGGACAGUGAUACAGUUGUGGAGAAUAAGGAGGCAGACAUUGGAGAGGCAGGCGAGGGCCAGAUCCCUAGCCUAUGCAGAGAAAAGACGGAUGGGUUGCUGGUUCCUCUUCUGCAGUACUGCUCUACUCCUGUACAGUUGUCAGGUGCAGUAGCCCCUGCUGUAGGACCUGUAGCAUUGUCUUCCUGCUCAGACAGCCAGGAGGAUGAGGACUAUGUUGUGGCCGAGACGCAGUCCUUCGUUCUUCAGACUAGAGAUUGCCAGAGCAACCCUCCAGAGGACCACACCAUGAACCCUACUCAAGCUUUCGGCCAUGAACCUUCUGGGGAUGAAAAAGAUGAACAGUCCAGCCGAGGAGGGUCUUUUCAGCUGGCAUUGUCUGACAGCAGCCACCUGAGGUUUCAAGUUCAAGUUCUGGCUGUGGAGAGCACCCAGUCAUUUGGCUCUAUGGAAAGGAGUGUGAGUCUGGAAGAUACCCAAGCAUAUGCAGCCAUCUCAACUGCAGACAGAACCUCUGCAGAGAACGAUCCAAAUCUUGAGGCCACACAGGCCUAUGGAGAGUAUAAGGAGCCUGUCAGAUGUUUAGUAAUGUCUGAAAAAGAAGGUCAGGUAGAUUUGGCUCUCGAAGCAACACAGGUAUAUAUUUCAGAGCCCUACAGUGAUUCAGAGAAGGAAACAGAUCAAGAUGAGAGAAAUAACAUUACUGCUACUGCUGAGACUCAUCCUUUAGGCUUCCCCAACUCAUGUAUUCUUGCCAUGGCUGAAACUCAACCAGUGUCUGCCUUUAAGGAAGGGGAGCGUUUGGCAACGGACAAGCCUGUUUCCUCUGCACAACAAGUUAAGCCCAUAACACAGAAUGAAACAGAAGAGAAGGAAAAAAUUGGGUUGACAGCUCAACCUCAGCAGAGACCCUCUGGUGAAGUUCUAUCUAUAGCUGAAACUCAGCCCAUGUGUACAUGUGACUUUGAGGAAAGUGAUGAUGAAAACUCAAUUCCAGGUCCAAAAAAAAGUCAAGCAAGGCCACUGCAGCUUAAAGAGGAGCAGCAACAGCCCCUCAUUAUCUCUGAGUUAUCAAUUGUUGAAACCCAGCCCAUGCAAAUUGGAGCUGCUGAAACUCAGCCCAUCGCUACAAGUGAAAAUGAGGAAAGUGAUGAUGGGGACUCAAUGCCAGGCCCACGAAAAAGAAAAGCAAAGGCUCUGCGACUCGUAGAAGAGGAGACACAAACGCUCACAAACACUGAGCUCUCUGCUGAUGAAACUCAGCCAGUGGAUUCAGGUGACGGAGAAAGUGAUGGAGAUGACUUGAUUCCAGUUUCUCGAGAAAGGAAAGCAAAGCAACUGCAACUUGAAGAGGUGACACAGCCCCUCUCUAGUUCUGAAAUCUCGGCUCCUGAAACUCAGCCCACGGGUGCAUUUGAAAGUGAGCAAAGUGACGACGAGGACUCAAUGCCACGUCCACGAAAGAGAAAAGCAAAGCCGCUGCAACUUGAAGAAGAGCGCACACAGCCCCUCACUGUUGAAACCCAUCCCAUAGUUAUGGGUGAAGACGAGGGAAGUGAUGAUGAGAACUCAAUUCCAGUUGCACGUAAAAGAAGAGCAAAGGCACUGCAACUUGAAGAAGAGGAGACACAACCGCUCACGAUUUCUGAGGUUUGUACUGAUGAAACUCAGCCCUUGGAAACACAAAAUGGUGUACAACCUGAAAGGCCAAGGGGGAGACAAUCUGAAGCUGCAACCGGUGGAGUCAAAAUCAGAAAUAAAAGAGGGACAAGGGCAAGAUUAAGAGAGGAAGAACACGAAAGAUUGCAGGCUGAAAAUAGGGAGAGGAUAAGACUGGAACAGGAGAGAUCAGAGAAAGAGAGAAAGGAACAAGAAGAAAAGGAAAGAUCUGAUUGGAUACAGAAAGAAAAAGAACAAUUGGAGAGGGAAAGAAAGGAGAAUGAAGAGAGAUUGGAGCGUGAAAAGGCAGAAAGAGAAGAGAGAGAGAAAUUGGAGAGAGAGGAGAAAGAUAGAAUAGAAAAGAAAAGAAAGGAACAGGAAGAAAAAGAGAGAUUGGCAGCAGAACAGAGAAAACUCGAAGAGAGACUUGAGAGGGAGAGGAAGGACCAAGAACACCAAGCAAGACUUCAGAGGGAAGCAAAGGAAAGAGAAGAAAGGGAAAGACUGGAAAAAGAAAAAGAGACUAUAGAAAAACAAAUAAAAGGGCAAAAAGAAAAAAAGGAAGAAGUAAAUAAGCCCAGUGUGCCCACAAGAGGUCGAAGAGCAGCCAGAAAAACAAUUGCUACCCCAAGUACAACAGAACCAGAACAAGACUCAAGCAUAUCAACCAAUGAUGAUGUCCAAGCAAGGAGAACCAGAUCUCGCUCCAACUCUUCCAACUCAGUUAGCUCUGAGAGAUCUGCUUCAAGCAUCAACACCCAGGAGAGCAGGGGGAGAGGUCGAGGCAGGGGGGCAAAGAGGACCAGUGAGCCACCCCAGGCAGUCAUUGCCAGAAGCAGCAAUAGGAGGAGGACGGUGGCUACAGAAACAACAGAGCAGGACGGUAAUGAUAUUUCUCCUCAAGGAGUCCCUUCAAGGUCUAACUCCUCCAAUUCUCCCAGAUCUGAGAUUUCCAGCUGUAGUGUGAGCUCUCAAGACAGAGGAAGAAGGCAGCGAGGAAGACCGAGGAAAACAGAGCCUGAGCCAAACUCCAUCCCUUCUAUCAAUGGUCAGAGUGCUCAUAAUUCAGUUCCCACACCUGCAGCCAGAGGCAGGAAGAGCAAGAAAACAGAGGACUCCUCUAUUAUGGUUCCUCAGGAAGAUGAUGAAGAGAAGACAGAUUCUCAGCAGGCUAGUACCACAAGGGGGCAGCACCGAGCCAACGCAAAUGGCUCCGAACCCACAGCUGCAGAUGAGGAAGACCACUCAAUUCAGGAGGAAGGUCGUGCCAUUGAGGAAUCUCCUCUGCCUAAAAGGAAUGUCAGGGGCAGAGGUCAAAAGGCACCAGUAGCUCCUGUAGUCAGUGGUGAAGUUGAGGCUAAAGACAAAAGAAAAGGAAAGAAGAGAGACCUGGAGGAAAAUAAAGAGGAGGAUUUUAGCAGUAACUCCAUAAUUUCCACAGGGAAAGAGAAAGCCCAAACAACACAGGCAUCAGAGAAGGAAGGGAAAGAUGAAACAAAAGAUGAGACUCCUGUCCAAGCUAAGAGGAGAGGUAGACCAUCCAGCACUCAAACCAAGAAAAAUGCAAAAGAAUCGCCUCUUGAAGUGGAGGUGAAAGAAGAGAGUGAGAAAAUAGAGGAGGAGAUUGCUGAGAAGAGAGCCAGAGGUCGGCCAUCCGGGUUCCAUAAAAAUAAGCGAGAGGAGCUAGAAGAAAGGGGAGCAUCUGCCAGUUCCAUGAAACAGGAUGCAAAAGUGGAGGCAUCAGAGCCCCAGACUCCAACCAGCAGUGUAUCCCGGAAGCGACAGGCUCCUGCGGACUCGUCUCCUGUGGCAAAGACUCCUCGCGCCUCCUCUGCUUCCCCUGCAGCUAGUGGUCGACGACGAGCUGCGAGCCAGGCCUACAAGGUGCUGUUCACAGGCGUGGUGGAUGAGGCUGGGGAGAGAGUGCUGGCUCGUUUAGGAGGCGGCAUGGCUAAAGGUGUGGCAGACAUGAACUGCCUGGUGACUGAUAAAGUGCGCAGGACUGUCAAGUUCCUGUGUGCGUUGGCCAAAGGAGUCCCCAUUGUCACCACUCACUGGCUGGAAAAGAGUGGUAAAGCUGGGAGCUUCCUGUCUCCUAAUGCUUUUGUUGUGAAGGAUCCAGAGCAGGAGAAGAAGUUUGGUUUCUGUCUGCAGGAGUCUCUGAGGGUUGCCAGCAGUCAGCCUCUCUUACAGGGAUAUGAGAUCCAUGUUACAAAAUCAGUGAAGCCAGAGCCAGUUCAAAUGAAAGACAUAAUCUCCUGCAGUGGAGCUAUCUUUCUACCUAAGAUGCCCUCUUCUCACAAGCCUCAGACUGUAGUGAUUUCCUGCGAGGAGGACUGGUCGCUGUGCGGCCCGGCAGUCUCUGCAUCUCUCCCAGUCGUCACUGCUGAGUUCAUUCUCACAGGAAUCCUUCAGCAGAAAGUUGACUUUCGAACCCACACUCUCUCCGCCCCUGUAACUUAUCUACAACCUGCAGGAGGCAGAGGAAGGGGCAGGAAGAAGACAUAGCAUCAGCAGGGAGUACUGUGACUAUACACGCAAUGACGCGCCUACAUAUGUGCGGGAAAUCUGCACUAGUGUGUCCACAUUUAUCAUUUGCAGAUACCCUUUCAAAUUAGAGACCUAUAGAAGCACCAGUGAGUCAACUGUUUGCUACCCGAUGAAAGACUUGAAGACAGAAUUUGGCAAAUGCAACAAGAGUUGAAUGUAAAUUCCUGUAUGUACAUUGUCAGCACUGGAAGCAUGCGGUGUCAUUUUACUAUUAGCUGUCAAAUGUUCAAAAAAAAACUAAUUUUGUAUGUACAAAUUCCUGUUUUGCAAGAGGGUAUUGUGAGAAGCAACAUUUAGGAAGUUUACCAAAGGGACAAGUGUCUAAUUUUGAAAGAAAAACUUUCAGUGUAAGUCUUUCUUACAGUCUUAUUUUUUGCCUUAUAUAUAUGGGAAAAAAUGUAGUUUUGCUGCUACGCAUGGUGUUAAAUAAUUACCCAUUAACUGUACUUGUCACUCUCCCCUCUCCUCCUCCUGUGUGCUCAACCUCUCCCUUUACACAACAACAAGCAGAACAGGAGUUAACACUGCUAAAUUGCUGCUACUCUCUGCGUGCUUAGUGCUUAAAUUCAGCCAGCCUUUUUGGCAGGUAACCAACCAUAAAAGAGGGAGUUGUAUAAAUCAUGUUUGGAUGGUGGAACCUUGGAAAUCACUUGUUGUGUUUAGAAAUCCACCAGUUCCAGUUGCCAGUAGAUGGGAAAAAAAAAGUGUGUUUCCUUUCCUUAUAAGAGGUGCAUAGGUAAUCAUGACCUACCAGUGUAUCUGUUGUUCCUCUGUCUCCAUUAACCACCACCACCACCUACUCCAUUAAGGCCUCAUCCAAUCCUAUUACCUCCAGGGAUGAGACACGAUAUAUGCACCUGAAUGCUGAUGCUGUUUCUACAUCAAUAUCUUAUGAUGUUUUGUCCUUGCCGUGCAUUUAUCUGUCUCUUCACUUUUAAAGGUAUGCUGUUUUUGUAUGGUUAAAGAAAUAAUAAAAAAACAAACCACAGAACUGAAAGUAUACAGAACAUUUGAUUUCUCCUCGUGCUGUGUCAUUGGUGUUUUAAAGAAGGACUCUUUAGCUUGUAUUUUUUUAGAACUGUGAACUAGCUAAUAUCUUAACACCAAGUUUGUAUUUGAAAUCUGUCUGUACUGUCAAUGAAAACAUUAAAUAAUUUCAAUGACCUUUUAA
Messenger RNA from Xiphias gladius (swordfish), 8031 nucleotides. It is a transcript of the gene mdc1, whose product is annotated as mediator of DNA damage checkpoint 1. Gene Ontology annotation, biological process: positive regulation of transcription initiation by RNA polymerase II. Gene Ontology annotation, molecular function: protein binding; DNA binding. NCBI's taxonomy places the organism in Eukaryota, Metazoa, Chordata, Actinopteri, Istiophoriformes, Xiphiidae. Bases 717 to 6818 code for a protein of 2033 amino acids. Gene Ontology annotation, cellular component: nucleus. The transcript is spliced from 10 exons. The record is from RefSeq and is a predicted model, not a curated record.